Molecule: messenger RNA, 1373 nt
Organism: Chelonoidis abingdonii (Abingdon island giant tortoise)
Lineage: Eukaryota; Metazoa; Chordata; Testudines; Testudinidae
Source: RefSeq, a predicted model, not a curated record
UUUCCACUGGUCUUCAUCAAGUGCUGCCCAAGUACGAGGUGUUGGUGAAGCUGCCCAAGAAAAUCACCAUCCAGGACGAGGAGCUGAAAGUGGCCGUCUGUGGUCUAUACACUUAUGGGACCCCUGUCCCCGGCCUGGUGAAUGUCCAUGUGUGCCGGAGAUUCUCCCAGUCCAGGUCACGCUGCUAUGGAAGAGAGGCCGAGGCUGUGUGUGAGGAAUUCACCAGACAGGCGGACGUUCAAGGCUGUGUCUCCAAUGUGGUGAAGACUAAAAUAUUCCAGCUCAAGCGAAAGGGUUAUGAGAUGAAAAUUGAGGUGCAAGGCAAGAUCACGGAAGAGGGUACAGGGGUGGAGUUAACUGGGACAGGCUCCAGUGAGAUCACAGACACCAUGAGCAAAAUCAGCUUCGAGCAGGUGGACUCUCAUUACAUACCAGGGAUCCCUUUCUCUGGGCAGGUGAAGCUGGUGGACGGGACCGAUGCUCCAAUUGCCAAUGAAACAAUCCGGAUUUCCAUAGGGAGAAACAAAUAUGAUACCAACUACACAACGAAUGAAGAGGGCCGAGUGUGGUUUUCCAUAGACACUGUCAACUUCACAGACACCUCCAUUCAAAUCACUGCAAACCAUAAAUCUGAACUGAACUGUUACGACACACACUGGGUCACCCCCGUGUAUGGUAAUGCCGCUCACACAGCAACACGCUUUUACUCCCUGAGUAAGAGCUUUCUCAAAAUCGAACCUGUGUCUCACACUUUAAGCUUUGGCUCCAAUGAGAAGAUCCAGGUGCACUACAUCCUGAAGCCAGAGGCCUUGGGGGAGCAGAAGGAAAUUGUCUUUUACUAUGUGGUGAUGGCCAAGGGAGGCAUCGUGAGGGCAGGCACUGAGGUGCAUCCCGUGGGGGAUGGAGAACUUAUUCAGAAAUUUGAGCUCCGGCUCCCCGUGGGGCCUGAUAUCGCCCCCCUGGCCCGGGUACUCGUAUACACCACUUUACUCAGCGGGGAAGUUAUUGCCAAUUCCGAAGAUUUCAAGAUUGAAAACUGCUUUGCCAAUAAGGUGGACUUGAAUUUCUCACCGGCCGAGGGCCUCCCCGCCUCCGACACUCACCUCCGGGUUGGAGCAUCCCCGGGCUCCCUGUGCGCCGUCCGUGCUGUGGACAAGAGUGUCCUCCUCAUGAAGCCUGAAACUGAGCUCUCGCCCAGCUCUGUGUAUGAUUUGCUCCCGGUGAAGGAGAUCAGGGGUUAUAAUUACCGAGAGCACCAUUUGGAGGAAGAAGACGAUAACCCUUGUGUGAAACUCGAAAACAUCAUUUUAAAUGGAUUCAUCUACGGACCCAUUUCUCCUGAUGGUGAAGGGGACGCCUACAACAUUCUCAGG